Messenger RNA from Sinocyclocheilus rhinocerous, 2336 nucleotides. RefSeq names its product beta-1,3-glucosyltransferase. The transcript is spliced from 15 exons. Gene Ontology annotation, molecular function: glycosyltransferase activity. Bases 163 to 1605 code for a protein of 480 amino acids. Gene Ontology annotation, cellular component: membrane. The record is from RefSeq and is a predicted model, not a curated record. Lineage: Eukaryota; Metazoa; Chordata; Actinopteri; Cypriniformes; Cyprinidae.
CGCAGCUGAGACGCGCGUUCAACAGGAAAUGUCUUCGCAAAACAAAGCUGGGUAAUGAUCGGCAGUCAGUAGUGACUGUUGGAUGCAGGAUCAGUGCAAAUACUCUGCUACAGCACAUUUACAGCGAGCUGGCAGCGUGCGGUACCCGCGCUUCUUUCUACUAUGCUUUCCAUAAACUCUCAAAACGGAUACAGUGUUGCCCGAUGUUUCUUGCUUUGGUCGCUUAUGCCCCUCAUCACUGCAAAGGGAAAUGAUGUGGAGAGUCCAACAAAGAUCCUUGACGCUGACAAACCUCCCUCUGAGAGUCAACUCGACUUGAGAGAUGUGGUGUUUGUCAUCCAGAGCCAGAGGAACUCUUUCCAUGUGCGGCAGGCGGAGAAACUCAGAAAAGACCUUCUGCUGCAGACACAAGCUCUUCAAGAGCAUGGAGACCAUCCUCUGAGAGUGAAAAUCUUGUCAUCACAGUUUGGCAAGAACUCAUCUUGGAUCAUGUUUCUAGAAGAAGACACCAGAGUGAAACUCCAAAAACUUCAUGAAGUCCUCAAAAAAUUUGACCGCAGAAAAGAGUGGUUUCUUGGCAAGCCUCUACAUGAUGAAGAGUCCACCAUCAUCCAUCAUUAUGCCUUCUCUGAGAACCCUGCGGCUUUCCAGUACCCAGACUUCUCUGCAGGAUGGGCGCUUAGCAUCCCUCUUGUCAACAGGUUGACAAGCAAAAUAGAAGAGGAGCCAUUAAAAUCAGACUUCACCAUAGAUCUGAAACAUGAGGUGGCGCUGUACAUCUGGGAGGACGGAAAGGGACCUCGACUGACGGGGGUUCCAGAGCUUUGCACAAUACCAGAGCAUAAUCCAAGAGCUCAGUACUGUGCCACCACUGUCAGCAGCCAAUCACCACUGUGUGGCCAGCCUGUUAAGAGCGACAACAUCUUCGUAGCGGUGAAAACUUGCAAGAAGUUCCAUUCCGACAGAGUUCCUGUGGUGAAGAAAACAUGGGGUAAACAAGCAUCUCUGCUGGAGUAUUACAGCGAUUAUGCCGAUCUCUCUAUACCCACCAUUAAUCUGGGAGUGCCAAACACAGAGAGGGGUCACUGUGGGAAAACAUUCGCCAUCUUGAGGAGAUUUUUGAGCAGUCACGUGCCUAACACCGAUUGGCUGUUGAUUGUAGAUGAUGAUACUCUUAUAAGCUUGCCCAGACUGCAGGCCUUGCUGAGCUGCUAUGACUUCAGUGAGCCGGUGUGUCUGGGAGAGCGCUAUGGGUAUGGACUGGGUCAGGGAGGAUACAGUUACAUCACUGGUGGUGGGGGGAUGGUAUUCAGUCGAGAGGCUGUGGUUCAGCUGUUGGCGAGCGGCUGUAAGUGCUACAGUAACGAUGCUCCUGAUGACAUGGUUUUGGGCAUGUGUCUCAAUGCUCUACGAGUUCCUGUCACACACAGUCCCCUCUUCCACCAGGCUCGUCCAGAAGAUUACGCAAAGGAGUUUUUGGCCCACCAGACCCCCAUUUCCUUCCACAAACAUUGGAACAUAGACCCUAUUGCGGUGUUCAACAAGUGGUUGAAGAAUGACAAACACACAGAAGGACUACAGAAAAGCACUAAGGAUGAAUUAUAGUGUUUGUGUGUGUGAGAGUAGUAAUGUGUGUAUGUCUGGUCUGUGUCCUCAUUGUGCGUCCUUCAUUCUUCUUAUGUUUUCUAUAUAGUAAAUCUUGCACAAACAUGAAUGGAAGGGUGCCUUCUGGUCUGUAUGAAUGUCCUUAACAGUGUUUUCUUGGGAGUUGCAUGUCUUAAAUGUUUGUUGGAGAAACAUGUCUGAAAUAUUUAUAUUAUACGAUUAUCACAACCUGUUCAAGGUUAUUUGUAGGUUUAUUUUUAAACACUUUUGUUUUCUAAAAGAUUGGAAUUUUUUGUGAACUAUAAAAUUGGAAUUUAUGAUAAACUUCAAAUCCUGUUGCCUUAAAUCUGUUUUUGCAGUGUCCUGAUUUCAGUAUUAAACGCAAAACCAGCUGCAUCUAAUAACUAAUGAGACUGUCAUGAAGCGCUUGUGUUGUGUGGUUAUUUUAGGCCCACAGUGGUGCACAGAGCCAGAAAUAGUAAAAAAAUGCAUAUGAUGAAUCACUAUGAGGAGCAUUGUUAUUUGAAAGUUAAUGAUGAUGUUCUUGGCUGUUUUGAAGGCGAUGUACUGUAAAUGUCAAGAUGAUGUUUCCAUGGUGAUGAGCAUCUUAGCCAUUCUUAAAGGGGACAUCAGAUGCCCAUUUUUCAUAAGUUGGUAUGAUUCUAUAGGGCCUACAUGAAAAGUCUAUAACAUACUUUGGUUAAAUUUUCUCAAUGGCAGUGUAAAACAAC